Lithohypha guttulata is the source of this 1272-nucleotide messenger RNA. RefSeq names its product putative NRPS-like protein biosynthetic cluster. Gene Ontology annotation, biological process: fatty acid metabolic process. Gene Ontology annotation, molecular function: medium-chain fatty acid-CoA ligase activity. Lineage: Eukaryota; Fungi; Ascomycota; Eurotiomycetes; Chaetothyriales; Trichomeriaceae. The transcript has a single exon. The record is from RefSeq and is a predicted model, not a curated record. Bases 1 to 1272 code for a protein of 423 amino acids.
AUGUCAUCUACGACUCGUUCCAACAAGAGGCGCAAGACCGAAGAGCGACGUCCUCGUCUACGUUUACUUCCGCAAGUGGUAGAUGAACUUGCUGCAAACCACCCCGAUCAGACCUGGAUCUCUAUUCCCAAGACCAACGAUCCUACAUCCGGUUUCAACGACAUCACGUAUCAGCAGCUGAAGAACGCAGUAAACACUGCUACUACCUGGCUGAAAGGUUCUCUGCCAGCUGAUCCCGACAUCACCUUACCUUACCUGGGCCCUACCGAUACUCGAUACAUCAUUCUUACUGUUGCUGCUAUCAAGCUUGGCCAUAAUCUCUUCUUGAUCUCGCCACGAAACGAUGAUCAGACACAACUGCAGCUUCUAGAGGCCGCUGAUUGUAAACGCAUACUGUGUGCUUCGGCCGAUGCAGACUAUGCAGGUUCUCUGAUCUCUCAAAGUGACCUCGCGUUGCAGCCUCACUCUCUGCUUGUUGUGCCUGACGAAGCAAUACUGCUUCGUGCUCCACCCUCCGAAAUCUCUUACCGACACUCAUUCGAAGAUCUACGUCAUCAUACCGCUCUCACCAUACACACCUCAGGGAGCUCUGGACCUAUACCCAAAAUCGUCAGGCUGACUCACGGGUAUCUUGCUCAUGAAGACACCCUCGCUUACUUUCCACCACCCAUACCAUUGACAUACGCCUUGUUCCAAAAGGUGCGAUGCUUUCAUGGUGUCCCACUGUAUCAUGCAGGCGGUGUGCUGUUCGGUCUCCUCAAAGGUCUAUUUCAGCGGACAGUGUGGGUCCUGCCGCCUGCCGGAGCGCAGCUGACCCCUGAAUUGAUUGACGCUUGUCUACGACAUGGUCAGUGCGACGCGUUGCAAACAGUGCCUACACUGCUCGAAUCUAUGGUGGCGGAAUCUUGUUACCAUGAGACGUUAUCAGAUCUCAAAUGGCUGUGGUUCGGUGGCGGACCUCUCUCCGAGUCUGCUGGCGACAAGCUAUUGACUAUCAAUAUAAGUGCUGUGCAUGGUUUCGGGUCGACUGAGAUUGCCCUACUACCUUUGCUCUCAGUCAGUCCGGCUAGUUGGCAGUGUCAUCAUUUCCAUGAAAGCGCUGGAGUCAGAUUUGAGCCGGCGCAGGAGCCUGAUGGUUUACAUGAGCUUGUAAUCGUCAAAAGAUUGGCGGGAGAUUCUCCCUUUCAACCGUGUUUCGAGCUCACUACUGCCUCAGACUCGGUCCGUACUGGCGAUCUUUGGUCUCGCCAUCCUCAAGAUCCAGGACUGUAG